CAAGACGAAAUCUCUUCAUCAUUUUCUUCUUAGUAAUACCUACUACAUCCAUUCAUUCCUUCUUGGACGACAUUUAAAUCUUCAUACAUCUAAUCUGGUACAUCUGGUAUUCAAAAUCUCUGUACGCUCUUUUACAACCAUUGCACAACACUUGCAUAUUCGGGGAAUUCCAACAAACAUUCAUUCAACACAAUCGCGGGGUAAAGGAAAAUGUCAACCACAACCAACGAAGCAAACAACAAGACUGGUGAGUUGCACAACUUCUUUUGGGUUUCCCAACUCGAAUCUAUAUACCAUAUGUCUGCAUGGCAUAUGCGAUACAUUAUAACACAAGCUAAUACAACCUUCAAUUCUCAUAGCUACUGCAGCACAACAAUCAUGGUCGGUCGAGGAUGUAGUCAAGGCAGAAUUUCCAGUUGUGCCAGAGGAGAAUUCGGAAUCACCUGUACCUUUCUUUCACAUGUUGGAAAGAUUAAAGACUACAAAACGUGAAGGAUGGCGUAGAUUUGGUAUUAAGAGGUGAGCUAUGGGAAUGAUUUGGGAUUGGCACAAACUAAUAUUUCUCCCACAGAGGAGAAUCAAUCUCAGAUCAUAUGUAUCGAAUGUCACUCAUUACCAUGUUCGCGCCCGAAUCCCUCGCCUCGAAAAUUAAUAUUCCACAUUGCACAAAGAUGGCUCUCGUUCACGAUAUGGCAGAAGCACUUGUCGGGGAUAUUACACCAGUUGAUGGAGUACCAAAAUCGGAGAAAAACCGUCGAGAAGCAACAACGAUGGAUUACUUCACCAAGAAUCUAUUAGGUCGAGUUAAUGGAGGACUUGCCGGUCAACAAAUUAUGGAUAUCUGGCAGGAAUAUGAAGAUUCCACCACGUUGGAGAGCAAGUUCGUUCAUGAUGUAGACAAGAUUGAAUUAAUUCUUCAAAUGGUAGAAUAUGAACGUUCUGAAGAGGAAGGAAUUGAUUUGGGAGAAUUUUCUUGGGUUGCUACUAAGAUUGUUCUUCCAGAAGUUCAAGCUUGGGCAGAUGAAAUCUUGAAGGAGAGAGAGGAACUUUGGGCUGGAAAGAACCAUCUUGUUUACAAUGGAGUGAAGAAGCCAGAUGAGAAGAAGUUGGCACAAACUGAUGAAUAUUAUGGAGGGAAGGAAAAUGAGAUUGGGAAGGUUGAAGCAUAAUGGGGUGGAUAAGGAAUUGUUUACUUUAGGUGGGCGUUGAGGAGUGAAGAUAGAGAUGAGUGCUUUUUGCAAUAGAUACCACAUGCAGUACAGUUCUUUGGGAUAUUACUUUGGUAGGCGGUGGUAUCAGGCAGUGGUCUUAGAUACCGUACAGACAUACAAAUGAAGAUAUAAAUCCACAUGCAGUUUUGUAUCUCACC
This is a messenger RNA of Sclerotinia trifoliorum, 1369 nucleotides long. Lineage: Eukaryota; Fungi; Ascomycota; Leotiomycetes; Helotiales; Sclerotiniaceae. The record is from the annotation of a GenBank genome assembly.